AAACCCUUCCUGCUAACAAGAUUCCAAUUCAAUAAUUAUAACAAUGGCCAUUAGAAAGUCCCAUAAACUACCACAAGCGGUUAUGAUCAAGAAAAUCCUGAAAAGAUGCUCAAGUUUUAGGAAGAAGAAGAGCUAUCCUGAAGAUGUACCAAAAGGCCACUUUGCAGUGUAUGUUGGUGAGAACAGGACAAGACACAUUGUUCCAAUUUUAUGGCUGAAUCACCCACAGUUUCAAGGUCUUCUGAAAAGAGCUGAGGAGGAGUUUGGCUUCUGCCAUGACAUGGGACUCACCAUUCCCUGUGAUGAAGUGGUUUUUGAGUCCAUAAUCUCACUGAUGAAGUGGGUUAGACAUUAAUCACUUGUCAUGCGGUGGUUUACAGCUUCAAACCCCUUGUCAAGUGGUAGUUCUGACUAGAAUUUUGCAUUUGGUAUGUGAUUGAAUUGUAUAGACGUAUAGUAUGUUUGAAUUGGUUUUUUUUUUCUCAAGAAUCAUUUAAAUUAGUUUAUUUUUCUCAAGAAUCAAUUCUGACAUCAAGA
Molecule: messenger RNA, 537 nt
Organism: Lotus japonicus
Lineage: Eukaryota; Viridiplantae; Streptophyta; Magnoliopsida; Fabales; Fabaceae
Product: protein SMALL AUXIN UP-REGULATED RNA 12-like
Exons: 1
Coding region: 44-355 (103 amino acids)
Biological process (GO): response to auxin
Source: RefSeq, a predicted model, not a curated record